AGAAGAAACCGAAUCUCUCUUUUACUGAACAGGACACCCGUAAGCAUGGAAGACACUUACUGAGGCAAUCACGGAGAGAUACGCGUUUAUACCGACUAUGGCUGUAGACGCUGCAUCCAGCUUCAGCUUCUGUCGGACUGCACUGGAGCACACGGUCUCAUCAGGAGAGUUAAACUAUCAGCUGCCACGGAUGGCUGGGGGAAACCUUACCUGGUAUGAGGGCAGAGGACAGAGGGUGACAAGGAGGACUGUCAAACUGCUACAGCAGCCGGGCACAGAGGGAAUACAGAUCCAGCCAGGUGAGCCCUUCACUGUGUACCACACCAGCCCGACGCUCUCUAGCUUAUGUAAACCCGUGGUGCUGUGGACCCAGCAGGACGUGUGCAAGUGGCUGAAGAAACACUGUCCACACAACUAUCUGACCUAUGUGGAGGCCUUCUCUCAUCACGCCAUCACAGGUCGUGCUCUUUUGAGGUUGAAUGGGGAGAAGCUGGAGAGGAUGGGUAUUGUACAAGAGACUCUGAGACAGGAAGUGUUGCAGCAGGUCCUACAGUUGCAGGUCAGAGAAGAAGUACGCAACCUACAACUGCUCAGCAGAGCUUCCUUUGGAAACCUGUCUUAGCUCGUGUAUCUUUUUGGCAGCUCCCUCCACUUACCAACGGGAACAGGAGUCCCUGUUCCAAACUGAUAGAGAUUGAGACAGAAG
Molecule: messenger RNA, 706 nt
Organism: Xyrauchen texanus (razorback sucker)
Lineage: Eukaryota; Metazoa; Chordata; Actinopteri; Cypriniformes; Catostomidae
Product: sterile alpha motif domain-containing protein 10-like
Exons: 5
Coding region: 98-622 (174 amino acids)
Biological process (GO): cell surface receptor protein tyrosine kinase signaling pathway
Cellular component (GO): cytoplasmic side of plasma membrane
Molecular function (GO): protein binding
Source: RefSeq, a predicted model, not a curated record